This is a messenger RNA of Naegleria gruberi, 1086 nucleotides long. RefSeq lists its product as uncharacterized. Bases 1 to 1086 code for a protein of 361 amino acids. The transcript has a single exon. The record is from RefSeq and is a predicted model, not a curated record. Gene Ontology annotation, molecular function: protein binding. Lineage: Eukaryota; Heterolobosea; Eutetramitea; Acrasida; Naegleriidae.
AUGAAAACAAAUGCAUCAAAAGCUAUAGCUUCUCAAUUGUGUCAUGAUGAAAUAUUAAAUAUUUUACAAUUUUUAAAUGUUAAACAAAUUGUGAAAUGUUUAUUAAUCAAUACGAAUUGGAAUAUUAUAGGAUCAUCAAAUAUUAUAUGGAAACCAUUAUAUAAUCACUUUUUCAUGAAUGAAUUUUUCAAGUGGGAUCAACAAUUGCAAGAUAUUUCCAAACUCGAAAGUAAUACUUUCCUUCCCGAACUUAAAUUGCAUUCUCACAGGAAGAAAGAAGAUUCAGAUAUUAAGGAUUUGAAAAAAGAAACCAAUAAUUUAUUGGAAAAAUUCAAGGAUAAGAAUGGAAAUGUUAAUUAUUAUCAAUUAUUUCAAUUUGAUUGUCAUUAUCCUCAAAUUAAUGAAUCAAAUGUUGAUAUUGUUGAUCAGUUGAGGAAUGUUGAUUCCAUUUCUAAUAUUGAAACUUUGAAACAAUUAAUCAAGCAUAUUUGGAAAGAUAAAGAUAAGUCUGAAUGGUACAGAAUUAUUGGAACAUCUGAAAUGAUUCUUGACAAGUCGAACAAAUUGUGGAAAAGAAAGCCAAUUCUCACCUUUAUAGCCAUUACCUUAUUAGUAUUAUUCAAUAAGAAGAGAAUUAAUUAUGUAGACGGAAUUAUUGUGCUGACCAAUGUAAAAAACAGUUAUACACAAGAGCAAAUUUGCGAAAUGCCAAUUUUGGCUUUUUGUAAAAUGAUUUCCUCAAACGAGGAAAAUAUUUCCAAAUUAUGCUCCAAACACAAUUAUAAGAAAAUGACUUUGGGUGCAUUUCUAAAAGUUUCUGAUAAACAAACAGGUAAGAUUUCUUCCAGACAUCCACCCAAGCCAGAUAUAAAUCUAACAAAUCUCAAACUCUGUUUCAGAUCAAAGAAUGACGAAACAUUUAUUGCAGUACAAUCAGUUUCUGAUAACAUGAAUCCUGAUGUGUUAGAGUUUGCUCCCUCGUUUUUUAAUGCUGGAGGAAGUUUACAAUGUGUUCAAGAGGUGAAAGCUGUUUUGGUUGAGAAUGGAAUCAGGUUUGAAAUUAAGAAUGGAGCUAAAUAUUGUUAA